UUGUGUUCUUGGCUGAUCUUGAGAAGUUGUAUAUUUUGUGAGUUUCUAGCUGGCUUGAUGGUCUUACAAAUUCUCUGGCUUUGUAAUUUUUUAUGUGUUAAGCAGCAGCAGAUUGCCAAAUGGCAUUGAGCACCCAAAGAGACUAUGCCUUUCUUCCUUCACCUCAUCAGUCUGCUCCUCAACCGAACCACGAUGUGUUUUUGAGUUUCAGGGGCGAGGACACUCGAAAUAGCUUUGUAUCCCAUUUAUACCACGAAUUGCAGCUCAGGGGCAUUAAAACAUUCAAGGACGAUCCUAAGCUUGAAAGAGGGACAGCUAUUUCUUCGGGGCUUUUCAACGCAAUCGAAGAAUCAAUGCUUGCAAUCGUUGUCCUCUCGCCAAAUUAUGCGUCUUCUUCCUGGUGCUUGGAUGAGCUUACAAAGAUUCUCCAAUACAUGAAAUCGAAGAGCACCGUUCUGCCAGUGUUUUAUCAUGUGAAUCCUUCCGACGUACGAAAACAAACCGGUAGUUUUGCGUGCGCGUUCGCUGAUCAUGAGGAAAGGUUUAGGGAAGACAGAGAAAGGGUGAAGAGCUGGAGAGAUGCUUUAACUGAAGUGGCCAGUUUAUCUGGGUUUGAUUCAAAGAAUGAAAGUGAAAGAAAGCUUGUUGAAAAGAUUGUUGACUGGGUGUGGGACAAAGUGAAUCACAGAUUCAAAUUGUUAGAUUCCAGAGAGUUAGUGGGAAUGAAGUUUAUACGUGAGCAAGUAGAUUUGCUUUCAGCUCAUCCUACGGAUGAUGUUCGCUUUAUAGGGAUAUGGGGGAUGGGCGGAAUUGGCAAAACAACCAUUGCUCAGCUAGUUUAUGAUAGCAUUUCUACCCAUUUUGAAGUUAGCAGCUUUCUUGCUAAUGUUAGAGAGGUUUCUCAACGUGGUAAUCUUGUUGAUCUACAAAGACAACUUCUUUCCCCAAUCUUAAAGGAUCAAAUUACUCCAGUUUGGGAUGAACAGCGGGGAACCUCUGUCAUUAAGAAUUGCUUGUAUAAUAAAAAGGUUCUUCUCAUUCUUGAUGAUGUGAGUGAAUCAAGCCAACUUGAAAAGUUGGCUGGUGAAAAGGAUUGGUUUGGUAAGGGGAGUAUGAUCGUUAUUACAACAAGAGAUAAACGGUUGCUUGUUCAACAUGAUAUACAUAUAUCAUAUAAGGUAGAGGCGUUAGGUCAUGAUGAUGCUCUUGAGCUCUUUAGUCGGAAUGCCUUCAGAAAAAAUGAGCCUGAGGAAGGUUUCUUGGAAUUGUCCAAGGGUUUUGUAAAUUAUGCAAGAGGCCUUCCACUAGCUCUUAAACUUUUGGGAUGCUUAGUGUAUAAUAUGAGAGAUCAAGAUGAAUGGAAAAGUGAAUUGGAUAAGUUGCGGAAAAUUCCUAACUCAGGAAUUUUUGAUUUGCUCAAAAUAAGUUAUGAUGGACUGGAUGACAUGAAUAAGGAGAUAUUUCUUGAUGUUGCAUUUUUUCAUAAGUGGAAGGGCAAGGAGGAAGUAAUUGAAAUACUGGACAGUUGCGGCCUAUGUGGUUGUGUUGGGAUAAAUGAUCUCGUUCGGAAAUCACUCUUAACUAUAUCAAAUGGGAAUGUUGAGAUGCAUGAUUUGAUACAAGAAAUGGCAUGGGAAAUUGUUCGUCGAGAGUGUCCUGAAGAGCCUGGUAGACGAAGUCGAUUGUGCAACCAUGAUGAUAUCUCUCAUGUAUUCAUAGACAAUACGGCAACAGACAAAAUUAGAGGCAUCAGCUUACGAAUGGCGACAGUUAAAAAGACAAAUUGGAAUUGUGAAGCCUUCUCUAAGAUGCUUAACCUGAAAUUUCUUGAAUUUGAUAAUAUGAUGAUUUCUUCAAGCCCCAGAGUUCUUCCUAAUUCCUUGAGAAGUAUCAAAUGGAGUCGGUAUCCUUCCAAAUAUCUCCCAUCAGGCUUUCAACUGAAUUUCCUUAUUUCACUUGAGAUGCCUGAUAACAAACUUGUUCGACUUUGGGAUGGAAGAAAGGACUUGCCCAACUUGAAAACCAUGAAACUAAAUGCCUCUAAAAAGUUGAUCAUAACCCCAGAUUUCAGUGGCAUGCCGAAUCUUGAGGUGUUGAAUUUUCAAUUUUGUGAUAAUUUGGUUGCGAUUCACCCGUCAAUUGCAGAUCUCAAAUGUCUUAAAUGGUUUUUGUUUGGUUCAUGCCCAAAAUUGAAAAAGAUUCCAGAAUUUUCAGGGCAAAUGAAAAAUUUGUCAUUGCUUACUUUAAAUGGGACUUCCAUUGAGAAAUUAUCUUCAUCAAUAGGACGUCUGGUUGGCCUUAGUAGUCUAUCACUAUCGGGUUGCAAAAAUCUCGUGGGUCUUCCGAGUGAAAUUUGUAAUUUGAAGUUUCUUACAACGCUCGGGGUGGGUGGAUGCCCAAAAAUUGACAAACUCCCAGAGAACGUGGGGGAGAUGGAGUGUUUAGAUAUGCUUCUACUGGAUGGAACUUCUAUAAGACAGCUGCCACGCUCCAUUGUUGGUUUGAAAAAACUUCAGAGUUUAUCUUUGGGUAGAUGUGAAUCAAGGUUACCGUCUAGGCUUUUGUGUUGCCUACCACUCUCAUAUGAAAGAGAGGCUUUUGAGUUGGCUUCGCUAGGUGGUUUAUUUUCUUUGAGGGAAUUGGAUCUGAGUAAUUAUGGUGUUUGUGAAGCGGAUCUUCCCAGUGAUAUUGGUUGCUUGUCCUCUUUAGAAGAAUUAAAGCUUAGUGGAAACAAUUUUGUUAGCCUUCCUGCAAGCAUUGGAUGUCUUUCUAAUCUUAAGUCAUUUUGGGUGAAUGGGUGCCAAAGUCUUGAACAAUUGCCAGAUCUUUCUAAGCUUAUCUCAUUGGUGGAUAUAAACAUAGCCAAUUGCACUUCCUUAAAAAUGUUACCACAUCUUUCGUCAAAUUGGUUAUUAGUGAAUAUAAACAACGAAAUACGUUUUAAUUGUGCAAAUUGCUUUGUAUUGGUUGACAAUGAAGGCUGCGAUAGUAUAAUACUGAAAAUGCUACAGCGAUACCUUCAGGUACUCCCUACGCCUUUUGACUACCGAUUCGAAAUUGUAACUCCUCGAAGGAAAAUUCCAGAGUGGUUCAGUAAUCAAAGUUUGGGAGAUUCCCUAACUGUGGAGCUCCCUCUGGAUUCAUGUACCACGUGGAUGGGAAUUGCUUUAUGUGCUGUGCUUGAAGUUCAGGCUGAUCUUUCUGAAUUUAAUUUUUUUCAUGUUAGCUGUUUCGCACAAGGAAUGCUGCCACAUGGAGUACUUCCAAAACUAAAAACAGGCAAUGUUGUGUCAGAUCACCUUUGGGUAAUUUAUGUACCUUGUAAACAAUUUGAGAAGAUGUGCGGUCAGAUAAAGGUUUUCUUCAAAACUUCUUAUUUUUGUCAAGACGAAAAACGGUUGGUAUACGACAUACAAUAUGUGAAGAAGUGUGGGUUUCGGUUGGUGCACAAGCAAGAUGUGGAACAACUCAACCAGAUCAUGAUGAACAAAUCCAUCAUCAAGGGCACUACUACUAGUCCUACCAAAUCAGCUGAUGCACAAGGUCAACAACGCCACGAUGACCAGGAGGCUGGUCCUAGUGGAAGUGGUAGCUCUCACCAAAAAUCUCUCUUCUGCAAUACCUAUGCUCUUUCCGAAGAGGCAGACCAAGAUGAAAUAAAAUGAUGUUGUUGAUGAAGCUCGGCCCAGAAAAAGAAAAAAGAUCGAUGUGAUUGGGACUAACCUAUGAUUCCUCACUUUCAAAGCAAGAGGCAUCACAACUGCUGUAUUUCAAUGUGAGUUGCUUCAUUUGCUGAUUCUAGUUUUCAUUUUUUUUGGGAUUUGCUGUAUUUCAAUGAUGUUGUUUCUCUCUUGUUUGUUCCACUGCUUGUGCUUCAUUCUUUUGGCCGUAUAUUGCCCUAAGCUUUGUUUUUCACCUAUUGCUCCUUCAUUUGGU
Messenger RNA from Prunus mume (Japanese apricot), 3936 nucleotides. The record is from RefSeq and is a predicted model, not a curated record. Lineage: Eukaryota; Viridiplantae; Streptophyta; Magnoliopsida; Rosales; Rosaceae.